Seminavis robusta is the source of this 482-nucleotide messenger RNA. The record is from the annotation of a GenBank genome assembly. NCBI's taxonomy places the organism in Eukaryota, Bacillariophyta, Bacillariophyceae, Naviculales, Naviculaceae.
AAAAUGGGCAACAUAAACCAAGUUGGUGGUGCUGUGAUGGUAUGCUCAAGAGAAUCACCAAGGUUGCACUCAACACAAUCACCGAAAGUGCUGAUAGAGCUGAAGACAGCAACAGUACCAGUAUUGUCCAGUUGUCCCUCACUCGGGCAUGUGCUUUGUCCGGCUUAAUCACUCAAGGAAUUGUCAACAACAGAAACUUUGCCAUUAAUGGAACUUCUUCUGAGUUGAAGGAUGCAUCUGCCUUAUUCAAGUAUGCAUCAGAAAAUGAUGAAGAGGCAAAGGAAUUCCAAAUGUAUUCUGAAGUAGCGAUGGAAGCUGCUGCAGACAUGGAAGCCGAAGAGGAGGGCACAUCAGGUUGCACUGGUUUGGAGAGAGGCGAAGCUGGUUUGUGGGUUUUGAUCCAUGGUCUUGUCAGUCCUUCCGGUUUGACAAUGAAUGGCAAAUUUGGCACCAUAUGCAUGGAUGGGUUGGAAGAGGGCUGA